AUGGAGCAUGACUAUGUUAGAAGACCAGUUGUACUACAGAAGAUGCAACUGGAAGCAAAAAGGCUAUUUACAUUUGAUAAGAGAAAGAAUUAUAAUGAAGAGAGAAAAAGUGAUUUAAAAUAUUUCAAACACAAAAAUUCUUUAAGAAUGUCUGAGUGUCAAUUUAAACAGCAUAUAAUAUUUCCUCCUCAUCCUAAAAAAGUUAUUUUACCAAUAAUUGAAAAUAAUAUAAUGCUACUAGCUGGUAUUGGGCUUUCCUUAUUGAACACAGAUAUUGUAUCUAUUAAUAAAAAUUUGUUGGAUAUAAUUUCAUUAAGGUCAUUCACAUCUAUAAUUAUUAUACCCUUCAUAUUAUUGGAGAUUUACCUUUUGAAAUCGGAAAUUACUGGAUAUUUGGUUGGUUCAUAUUCUUACUCAAGGCUACUUUGCGAUAAUUCAAAGAUAAUUAAACUUCUAAUUUUUUGGAUGAGCAUCUCUAGUAUUGCAUUUAUUUUACAGGUAUUUAUGGAAUCAUUAAUUCAAAAGGAGUUUAUAUUUCUAUGCCAACCUUUUUUACCUCUUUCUACUUUAUUUAUACUUCUAAUUAUUGUAUUCUUGCUUAGAGAAAAAGAAUAUACGAAAAUAUCUAGUCAAAAUAUUACAAACGAAUUGAAACAACCUAAUGAAGAAUAUAACGUGUUAGAUAAAAUAAAUAUGGAGAUUCUUAAUUUGAGGAAUGAUUAUAAAACUACUCACUUAGUUAAUCCUGUUUCAUUUCAACAAUUUACUUCAUUAAUACUAUGCUUUUUAGCAACCUUUAUGUUGACACCUAUACAUGCUAUAUUGGAAAUAUUAUUAGAGAAUAAAUUAUCUAAAUCAACAUAUUUGAGCAUGAUACCUCUACUAAUUAUACCUGUAAUACACGACAUUUUAUUUCACUUAAUGUGCAAUAAGAUAUAUAAAGAAAUUUUUCAAUUCUACAAUGAUAAUGUAAGAUUAACCAAUGAAGUCAAGUCAGUGGAUUUGAGUAAAAAGUUAUGUCAUGCCUAUAUUCAUUUAUUUAUGACGUUUGGACAGGUACUUAUAGUUUUCCCAUGCUUCAUUUUAUUUAGAAUAUUAUUGCAAAACAACAUAGGAGUGAAUAUCAAUAAUUUAUUUUUAGUUAUAAGUAGUACAUUUGACUUAGGUAUAAAGGAAACAACGGCAAUUAUUUUUUCAACGAUUGCUAUUAUUGGAUUUUAUCAAAGGUGCAAAAUUAAUACAACUGAAGCAUAUGGAAUAUUUGGAUUAGUUUCAAUGAAAACAUUACAAAUGGUACUUGAAAUAUGUAUAAGAAGCGAGAAUAUAACAAUUAGUAGAAUAUUAUUGAGUUUAUCUAUAGUCAUAUUUUCAGUUGGACUACUAAGAAUACAGUAUAUAGUUUCAUUUUUCAAAAUAAUCUAUUUUUAUUUUAAAUGGUUUUUAGAUAAUAAUAAAGUGAAAGGGGAUAUUAGUUAUCAACGAAUUAUAUUUAGAAAUCAAAUUUGCGAUCAAUCAAAAGUAAAUCAAAGCUCAUCCACUUUUACCAGAUCAGUAGCAUCUACUUUUAAGAAUUAUGAGAAUUGUACUAUUGCAGAAGAUAUUCCACUUUUUAGCGAUGAGGAUUCAAAGUUGAAAAGUGAGAAUUUGCUUGAAUAUAACUCUUUUAAUUUGAAUAAUUUAAAAAGUAAGAAAGCAAUUGCCUAUGACAAAGAGAAAGAAUAUCUAAAUGAUGAAAAAGUGCAUUUAGAGGUACCAAAAAUGGCUGCAAAAAUUGUUAUUUUGGCAACAAAUUGCAAGCAAUAG
Messenger RNA from Cryptosporidium muris RN66, 1803 nucleotides. RefSeq lists its product as uncharacterized. NCBI's taxonomy places the organism in Eukaryota, Apicomplexa, Conoidasida, Eucoccidiorida, Cryptosporidiidae. Bases 1 to 1803 code for a protein of 600 amino acids. The record is from RefSeq and is a predicted model, not a curated record. The transcript has a single exon.